GUAAUCACAAUGGCAGCAGCACAAACAAGUCCAGCAGCCACGCUCGUCGAUGUUUUGACAAAACCAUGGAGUCUGGAUCAGACUGAUUCUUACAUGUCUACAUUUGUACCAUUAUCCUAUAAAAUCAUGAUUGGUUAUCUCGUCACCAUCUACUUCGGGCAAAAAUUAAUGGCUCACAGAAAACCAUUCGAUCUCCAAAAUACACUUGCUCUCUGGAACUUCGGGUUUUCACUGUUCUCGGGAAUCGCCGCCUAUAAGCUUAUUCCAGAACUAUUCGGAGUUUUCAUGAAGGACGGGUUUGUCGCUUCCUACUGUCAAAACGAGAACUACUACACCGAUGCAUCAACUGGAUUCUGGGGCUGGGCCUUUGUGAUGUCGAAAGCUCCAGAACUAGGGGAUACUAUGUUCUUGGUCCUUCGUAAAAAACCAGUUAUCUUCAUGCACUGGUAUCAUCAUGCCCUCACAUUUGUCUACGCAGUAGUCACAUACUCUGAGCAUCAGGCAUGGGCUCGUUGGUCUUUGGCUCUCAACCUUGCCGUCCACACUGUUAUGUAUUUCUACUUCGCCGUUCGCGCCUUGAACAUCCAAACUCCACGCCCAGUGGCAAAGUUCAUCACUACUAUUCAAAUUGUCCAAUUUGUCAUCUCAUGCUACAUUUUUGGGCAUUUGGUAUUCAUUAAGUCUGCUGAUUCUGUUCCUGGUUGCGCUGUUAGCUGGAAUGUGCUAUCGAUCGGAGGACUCAUGUACAUCAGUUAUUUGUUCCUUUUUGCCAAGUUCUUCUACAAGGCCUACAUUCAAAAACGCUCACCAACCAAAACCAGCAAGCAGGAGUAGAUAAACAUUGUGAAAACUUCAAAAAUUUCUUGCAAAAUGAGAUUUUUCUCUUUGUCUCCGUCUUGUUUUUCUGACUCAUCAUUUUUUCAACUUUAGAUUAAUUCCACUCUUACGGGCAUGUCUUUGUUAAAUUUAUUUUUCAUUGUAACUUCUAAUAAUUGUCUUUUUCCAAAAAAAAGCCUUCAAUAAAAUUGAUAACCAUA
Caenorhabditis elegans is the source of this 1037-nucleotide messenger RNA. RefSeq names its product Long chain fatty acid elongase 2 (gene elo-2). Gene Ontology annotation, molecular function: fatty acid elongase activity. Gene Ontology annotation, cellular component: membrane. NCBI's taxonomy places the organism in Eukaryota, Metazoa, Nematoda, Chromadorea, Rhabditida, Rhabditidae. The record is from RefSeq and is marked reviewed. Gene Ontology annotation, biological process: lipid metabolic process; fatty acid biosynthetic process.